Indicator indicator is the source of this 1691-nucleotide messenger RNA. Its product is annotated as bile salt-activated lipase-like. Gene Ontology annotation, cellular component: cell surface; postsynaptic specialization membrane; synapse. The transcript is spliced from 11 exons. Gene Ontology annotation, biological process: postsynaptic membrane assembly; neuron cell-cell adhesion; modulation of chemical synaptic transmission. The record is from RefSeq and is a predicted model, not a curated record. Bases 1 to 1677 code for a protein of 558 amino acids. NCBI's taxonomy places the organism in Eukaryota, Metazoa, Chordata, Aves, Piciformes, Indicatoridae. Gene Ontology annotation, molecular function: neurexin family protein binding; sterol ester esterase activity; signaling receptor activity.
AUGGCUCGCUGGGGGAUCCUGUGCCUUGCCUUGUGCUGCUACCUCGGGGCAGCAAGGGCAGCAUCCCUGGGUGUGGUGCUCACCGAGGGAGGCUUUGUGGAAGGUGAGAACAAAAGGUUGGGACUCUUUGGGGGCUAUGUCGACAUCUUCAAAGGGAUCCCCUUUGCUGCUCCUACAAAGACUCUGGAAGACCCUCAGCCUCAUCCUGGCUGGGAAGGAACACUGAAGGCAAAGAAGUUCAAGGAUCGUUGCCUGCAGUCGACACUGAGACAGACUGAUGUCCGUGGGAGUGAGGACUGUCUCUACCUGAACAUCUGGAUCCCUCAAGGGAGGAAGGAGAUCUCUACCAAAAUGCCAGUGAUGGUCUGGAUCUAUGGUGGUGCCUUCCUUGCUGGAGGGAGCCAGGGACCCAACAUCCUUAAUAACUACCUCUAUGAUGGAGAGGAGCUCGCCGUGAGGGGCAACGUCAUCGUGGUGACCAUCAGCUACCGCGUGGGGCCCUUGGGCUUCCUGAGCACUGGAGAUGAAAACAUGCCAGGGAACUACGGGCUGAAGGACCAGCACAUGGCUAUUGCCUGGGUGAAGAGGAACAUCAAAGCCUUCGGAGGUGACCCAGAUAACAUCACAAUCUUUGGGGAGUCAGCUGGUGGUGCCAGUGUCUCCCUGCAGAUGCUGAGCCCAAAGAACAAAGGUCUGUUCAGGAGAGCCAUCAGCCAGAGUGGUGCUGCUCUCAGCAGCUGGGCCAUCCAAAACGACCCUCUUGCCGCAGCUAAACAGAUUGGGGAGAAGGUUGGCUGCCUCGCAGACAACAGCACCGUCCUGGCUCAAUGCCUGCGUCGCUCCAGCCCCGUGGCUCUGACCAGGGCCUACCACCUGGAUGUGGCGAACAUGGAUACUCCUGUGGUUCACAGCCUUACCAUGAGUCCCGUUGUUGAUGGAGACUUCCUCCCAGACCUGCCAGAGAAUCUCUUUGCCAACGCUGCUGACAUUGACUACCUUGCUGGGGUCAAUAACAUGGAUGGACACCUCUUUGCUGGCAUGGACAUACCUGCCAUCAACCGCCCGCUUGUGACAGUCACUAAAGAUCAGGUCUUCGAACUGAUCAAAGGAUUUACUUAUGAGAGAGGUGAGGCAGGAGCCAACCUGACAUACGACAUCUACACUCAAGACUGGGGUGACAAACCAAGCAAGGCAACUGUGAAGAAGACAGUGGUGGACCUGACUACUGACUACAUCUUCCUGGUUCCCACACAGAUGGCACUGCAUCUGCACUCGAAGAAUGCCCGGAACGCCAAGACUUACAGCUACUUGUUCACCCAGCCCUCCCGCAUGCCUGUCUACCCAAGCUGGGUGGGGGCAGACCAUGCUGAUGACCUGCAGUAUGUGUUUGGGAAACCCUUCACCACCCCCUUGGGAUACAGGCCCAAGGACAGGACUGUCUCAAAGGCCAUGAUUGCCUACUGGAGCAACUUUGCUAGGACAGGCAAUCCCAACAAAGGCGAGUUCAAGGUGCCUGUCAACUGGCCCCCCUACAGUGAAGAGGGCUCUUACUACCUGGAAAUCAACAACAAGAUUGGCAAGAACUCCGUGAAGCAGAACCUGAGAGCCAAGUUUGUGGAAUUCUGGGACUCAGUCUACCAGCGUCUGCCUCUGGUUGAUGGCAUCACUCCACCCUGAUGUGAAGGACCUGA